This is a messenger RNA of Drosophila santomea, 540 nucleotides long. RefSeq lists its product as uncharacterized. Bases 87 to 425 code for a protein of 112 amino acids. The transcript has 3 exons. Lineage: Eukaryota; Metazoa; Arthropoda; Insecta; Diptera; Drosophilidae. The record is from RefSeq and is a predicted model, not a curated record.
GGAUCUGGCAUCACUUGAUAGCGCUUAAAUUUUUAAGAACUUUAUUGCUUCGCAGUUGUUGUGAUUUCUUUGUACAUCCCCUAAAAAUGAAGCCGGUUCUUGAGCCCGAGACAACCAUGAGUCCUGAAGCGGACAUACUGCAUCCGGACGACGCUCAGUACAUAUGGCUGCCAAUUUUGGUGCUUGCUGGCAUUUUUGUUCUCGCUGCUUUGGUCUACGCCAUGUCACGUAGUCGCUGCCGGAUUUCCUGGGAUUGCCUUAGAUGCAGAAAGGCCCAGCGAAGUGGAUACAUCAACGUGGAUGAGGAGGAUUCCGAUGUGCCCAUGGCCUGCGGAGAUGAGCUAGGAGAUCAACGGACUACAGCUAGUUUGCUCACUGGUCGUCUUCACAUUCAGGAUGGAGCCAAUAACGCAUCCAAUGCUUAGUGAUUCUCAAAAGUAUUCCAUACACUUUAUUGUCCACGUUGUCUUCAAACGGUGGUUGUCAUCGGUUAAGUUACUACUGCAAACUACGUGCCUCUACUACAAGUACAACGAAAAU